AAAGUUCCUCUAGCGGAGCAAACGAAAAAAAGUUUGCUAGCUCAUGACAGCCAACUCAUGGCAUGCUAGACCAGGCAGCGUGCCAGGAAGCACAAACAUUCAUCAUCAAGUCCUAAAAGUUGCCAACUCCCUUCAGUGUGGCGGUGUUGAACUAUAUAAAUUGUGUGUGACUGCAAAGGCAAUAUAUAAAAAGGGCAUUGAUCCAAGUUCAAUCGGUGCUUGGUUGUGAAUUGGUAAAGACUACACCAUUGGUACCCGUGCAGGUUCUUGUUUUGGUUUGGGUGGUAGUGCGGGGUAUCGCGGGUAUCAAAUUCACUAAACAGCAGCAAGGCCGUGUCGUUGUCUAUCAUUUGGAAGUAACAGAUAUAAUGAUCGGGUGUGCUCCUUGUCAGAAGGUUGAAUACAGUGAGAGUAAGCAAGACGCGCCAUCAACCGUCAGUAUAUCGUAGUGAAAUAUCGAGCAUAAAUUUCAGUGCUUGCGGAAUCUAUAUUGCAUCAAUUUUGUGGCCAUUUUGUGCCCUGGUCGUAUAUGGGUCUAGCAAAUAGUGUUUGUGCUGCGAACCUCCCUCAACUCCACGAGGCUAGUCGGUGGCAGUAAAAUCGCUGCUUAGUCGGGGCUCCGUGCACAAACCAACCUAGCAUACAUACAUUCACUGCCAUCCAACUUUCCCUGAGCGUGGAGACAAUCGAUCCCGGAUUGCGGUAUUCGUCAUAAAAGUAGGAAAAUGUCUACCAGUCGUUAUUUAAACUGGUCGCGACCGUCACCUGGUAGACAUCCGCUCCGAAAGCAGAUGUCCUGCUUUGAAUCGUUCUCCGGUGGAAAGAGUCUUUCGGUUAGUAAUCUCACCUCGUCAGCAGAAAAAAGUGUUGAUUUUGCCACCUUCGUAACGGCAGCAAUUAUUCACACGAACCGUUUUCAAAAUUGUCCCGCCUACCAACAGCAGAAUCUCUCGCGCCGCGGUAGUGCAACUUUCGGAAUCGUCGACGAUAGCGGACCGCCGUCGGACAAAGUGAACCGUCGACCGGCCAGUGCCCACACCACCACCUCCUCGUCGUCCGGUUCGUCCAGAUCGAGUUCGUCAUCUGCGAUGGCCAGGAGAUCCCACGAAGGUCGAAAAGUUUUUGCUAAGCAGCUGUCGCUGGACAGCCCAAUGCUGAGUGGCGGUACUGGUCCCGCAGCGGGUCACGCAUGGACUACUGAUUCACCGUCCAGCCGGACUUCGACCCUCAGUGGUGGUGGAUCAUCGACAACGCCGAGUGGUACACAAAAGCAACAGGGCGAGCGGCAGCAGAACCACAACGGUUCCACGUCCGGCAUCAAAAAGCGACCAUCAGGAGUGGGCGUGAAAGAUGACCCGGCUGACGAGCGCAACAAGAAAGCUCUCUUGCAGGACAAGGAUGCCCGAAUAAACAUCAAGAUUUUUCUUGGCCAAACUAUUCAGCAGGAUUCUUCCGACAAUGGUGUUAGCGAUACGGAGUGUUCCGUGCUGCAGGGUAACGAUACCAAUCGCCGUCAGCCAAAGCAAAACCACCCGCCAGCGGCGGCGUCUCAGCCACCGCAAAGCAAUCAACCGAAGACGACCGAAACGGAAUUUUCGCAUUCGUCGGAAGUUGUUGAGAGUAAAGCACCUAAGGCCGCACCACCGUCAUCUGCUGGUGGUUCUUCGACUGCGUCCAGCAGCGGUCGUAGCUCUUCGCUAGCUCAACGUCGUGCCCAGUUUCACGCUAGCCGUCAGCACUCGGAAGCUAACGCUGAUCGACGCCCGCCCCUGGUGCGGGCUAUGUCAGCACCGAACCGACCAAUUGAAGAAAAUCCUAAGUUCCUACAAAACAAGAAAAAACCUCGUAAAAAGAAAGUGUCACGCGAACGUGACGAAAUAAACGAGUGCGAUGAAGACGACUUUGACGAGGCCGAAUCCGUCAAAAUUAAUACAGCCAACAACAGGAAUUCGAUGCUCGGUCCACGGUCUCGUUCCGUCAUAGGAGGCGCAGCGUGUGACAUCGAAACCCUCGUAUCUUUGCUCAGUUCCGGUGGCAGUGAUUCCGAGAAGGAAGAUUCCACUCCGAACGACGGUGCUGCACCAGUCCACCAUAACAUCGUCACCGGAUCGUCAUUCAAGGCACGUGCACCAAUGCUCAAAAAGGCGGGAAAGUCGGUUUCUUUCCAGGAAACCGAGUUGAAGCAAUCCGCUGGUCUCAACCGGGACUAUUACACGGCUGCCCACCGUAAACCACCAUCGUUGCAGCCGAUUGCGAACCGAAUAAGAAGAAGUCAGCAAUUGGCCAGCUCAUUUAAUGCAUUUCAUUUGCGUGAUACCAAAAAGAGUUCGAGUGAAGAGAGUAAAACGGAUGAUGACAGAGCGGCACGUUCCGAUGAUGAAGAACCUAACGAAGCAACCGACAUAGAAUCAUUCCCAUCUGCACCACCAACAGCCCAAUCGAAUUCAACGACGGCAACCGCCAGUGAAACGCAAGACACAGGAGAUGGACAAACGCCCAAGGAGCGUGAGUGCUACCGACUGUACCAAAAAAUGUCCAACAUGGGACUUGCGGUUUCGUACGAUACGAUCCUACGCGGGAUGUUAACUCCGACAGAGCUUCGAGUGCUUCAAAAGCAAAGAUCAAAGCUGCAAAAGCAGCAAGAAUCUAGACAGAGCAGCAGCGAGGCCGAAACAAAUGACACCAGCAAGAGCGACGAACCGCUGCCUCAGAUGGCCGGCUCAGUUUGUCUGACGGAAGAGAUUGAAGUAACCAACGAACCAGUUGUCAUUGCUAGCGAGCUACAGCAAAUCGUAGGCCAAUGAAGACGCUCACGCUUUCUAGGUUUAGUUAAUGAACAGUCAUUUGAAUUCCAUUCAUAGGCACACAAUAAGUUGAUUUCGUUUAUCCGAUACACUGUGAUAGAAGGGAAGACCAGUACCAGGAGAUAGUUUUAUUAUGCUACAAGCAGAGAAAAACCUACGUAGAAAUUUUGAAAUGCACCUAUUACUAUAGUGCACAAAUGAUAAAAGUUAGAGUUUAAUACUGUUGGGAAAUGGAUAAGAGAUUGGAUUAUAGAAUGUCGUUAUAGCGAACUAGUAGACGUUUGUAAGCUCAGAUGUAUUUUUGCACUAUUAAUGAAAUAAUUAUGUUAUUAAUUUGUUAGUAUUAAAGAUCAUUUGCUGGGGAGAAUAAAGCAGCACACAUUCGAUAUUUGCGCUUCUGUUUUGCUAUGUUUACAAAUUACCAUGCGAUCCCAUAAAUUUACGUUUAGUGCUUGCGCCUUGUAUGUUUUAUAGAGCUGCUGAGAAAUAGUGAUAAUAUUACCUAUUUCCCGCGGAUUAUGCCGUAUAACGAACAUUAUUUUUUUCGUUCUCCCAUCCCAAGGCGUUCUUUCACAUUAAAAUCGAGCAACGUUGAGUUACAAGAAAGCAUUUCGACUUUAAAAUAGUUUAAUAGGAUGCCUGAAAAGUAAAUCUGCGCUAACCUACGUUACCUACAGGCUACCAAUGCAAUUACUUCCUUACCAGCACGCUAGCAAAGGUGGUAAAGGAACUGUGUUACACGGUUUAUUGUUAAUUUUUGUCGAUAGUCAUAUAAAUAGCAUCCGGACAAAGGCGUUUCCCUAAAGCGCUCUAACUAGAACGUGCCGUAACUAACUGAACUCAUAUAACCUAACGGAAAACCAAGUAUACACGAAACGUCGCUGCGAAACGACUAGCUUAGUUACGGGGAGAAAACAACUGAAAAAAAAAUGCAAAAGUCUCGUACAAAUAGUCUACAAAAUAACGUAUAUUGU
Messenger RNA from Wyeomyia smithii (pitcher-plant mosquito), 3778 nucleotides. RefSeq names its product nucleolar and coiled-body phosphoprotein 1. NCBI's taxonomy places the organism in Eukaryota, Metazoa, Arthropoda, Insecta, Diptera, Culicidae. The transcript has 6 exons. The coding region runs from base 726 to 2804 and encodes 692 amino acids. The record is from RefSeq and is a predicted model, not a curated record.